AUGCCUCGUGAAGUCUCCGACAUCAAGCAGUUCAUUGAGAUCUGCCGCCGCAAGGAUGCGUCCUCUGCCCGCAUCAAGCGCAACCGCAACACCCAGCAGAUCAAGUUCAAGGUCCGCUGCUCCCGCUACGUCUACACCCUUGUCCUGAAGGACUCCGACAAGGCCGACAAGCUCAAGCAGAGCCUUCCCCCUGCUCUCAAGGUUGUCGAUGUCACCAACGGUGACAAGAAGAAGGCUUUGUAA
Aspergillus aculeatinus CBS 121060 is the source of this 243-nucleotide messenger RNA. RefSeq names its product 60S ribosomal protein eL38. Gene Ontology annotation, cellular component: ribosome; cytosolic large ribosomal subunit. The record is from RefSeq and is a predicted model, not a curated record. Gene Ontology annotation, molecular function: structural constituent of ribosome. NCBI's taxonomy places the organism in Eukaryota, Fungi, Ascomycota, Eurotiomycetes, Eurotiales, Aspergillaceae. Bases 1 to 243 code for a protein of 80 amino acids. Gene Ontology annotation, biological process: translation; protein-RNA complex assembly. The transcript has 3 exons.